Molecule: messenger RNA, 1437 nt
Organism: Aspergillus heteromorphus CBS 117.55
Lineage: Eukaryota; Fungi; Ascomycota; Eurotiomycetes; Eurotiales; Aspergillaceae
Product: FAD/NAD(P)-binding domain-containing protein
Exons: 9
Coding region: 1-1422 (473 amino acids)
Molecular function (GO): monooxygenase activity
Source: RefSeq, a predicted model, not a curated record
AUGUCAACUGACGUCGCCAGACCACUACGCAUUCUGAUUGCGGGGGGAGGAAUUGGAGGCCUGUUUGCGGCGAUCGCGCUGCGAAAGACAGGACACGUCAUCUUUGAGUCGUCUAGCUUUGGCGGGGAUCUUGGGUCUGUUAUUCAGCUGCCGCCUAAUGCGAAUGGGCUGCUUCGUCGGUUCGGUAUCAUUCCCGAGAAAUUCCGUGCCACCGAUGCAAACUUUGUUACCUUCUAUGAUUCCCAGGGUGAAACGGUCAGAUCGAGGGAUGUUCGGGGCUUGAGGGAGGAAUAUCCGUUUCCCUGGCAAUUUACUCACCGUGUCGACCUGCGCGAGGCACUGAGAGGCGAGGCUAUGUCCUCGGAGGGCGCUGGUACCCCAGUCACUAUCCAUCUGGACAGCAAGGUCAUGGAUUGCGAUCCGGCGGUGCCAUCGGUAACACUUGCCGAUGGUCACGUUUUUGCGGGAGAUCUGGUAAUUGGAGCUGAUGGAGUGCAUUCUGUUCUCCGCAGCAUCAUUUCAGAAACCAUAGCCCCUUACCCAUCUGGAGCCAGCGUGACGCAGUUUCUCGUCCCAAUCUCGAAGAUCAGGGCUAACCCCAAAACCAAAGACCUUGUCUUUCGUGAAGGGGAGCUUCAGAUCUGGAAGGGCGAGUAUCGAAAGCUCGUCAUCUAUCCGUGUCGGAAUAACACGGGUCUGGACUUUGUGUGUCUGUAUCUAUAUACUAAAAGUGAGCAUGAUAUAGAAGGCCGGGACGUUGUCGGCUGGCAUGACAGUCUGAUACAGGCAUACGAGACCUUCGCACCGGCUCUGAAAUCACUUAUCGGGCUGGCAGAUCCUGCAUCGAUCAAAGUGUGUCUUAUGCUAGACCGCGAUCCUAGUGGUACAUGGGUCCGACGCAAGGCAUGUCUGCUGGGAGAUGCCGCACAUCCUGCUCUCGCUUACCAAUGCCAAGGCAGCGCACAAGCUAUCGAAGACGGUGCUAGCCUCGCAGCCUUGCUCCCGCUGGGCACUCACCCCAACGAGGUCCCAUAUCGCCUGCAACACUACAUGACGAGCCGCCAAAAGCGCAGAUCUCUUGUAGAAAGUCUCUUGCGACAGCUGGAAUCCAGGAUCAGGGAGAUAGACCAUACAGGAGGCAUCACUAAGGAUUGUAAGCCUUUCUCAUUGCCCUUACCAACAUACCGGCUAACCCUUCAGCUCUGGAACUUAUGCGGAUCAACUUUGACCACGACGCAUAUGACCAUGCCACAAAUGUCUUUCUCAAAGCAAAAGCCCAAGGUACCCAAUUCCAACUCAAUAAUGGCCCGGAUUAACACCCUAGGCAGGGCAAUCCACCACCUUAAGAGCCAUCUUGGGCACCCCUUCCCCGCUCCCACGAAGAUGGGCCCAGCUCCUUCCUGGCGCGAACAGUACACUUGAAAUUAGCUUCCGCAC